GGCGCACCAGGAUGAAUAGAACUACGUGAACGCCACGACGUUCGACUUGUUCCGCUUCUCACGCAUGCGCGAACAGGAGGAGGGCCAGCGGAGCAAGCGUCACUACGUGAGUACGUCUGCGAAGUAUAUAUGGUUUGGCCACGACAGGCAUGCGUGGUACGUCGUUUGGCCGAAAAUAAGUAUGAGACGAUGAGUUCCGACGUCGCGGGGUUGGUCGAUAGCGCAGGACGGUCCUUCGCUGCAAACGAGUUGAAGAUCAUGCUCGCGUGCAUUGUCACGGUCGUCCCAUAUGAUGUCAAGUUCCGGGAGGAGGGUAGGCGGCCGGAAUGGCUUGCAACUUCCUGCUAUCCAUGCAGAACCGCAGAGGUGCCAGUGUUCCAAAGGAGACGAGACGUAUCAGCGAGCUGAGUUGUGAUGCUGACUCGAUUGUUGCGAGUGUACACUGUAGAGAUGUGUUAAAAACUAGACUCAAGUAGAGAUAGUCUCUUGAGCUAACCAAGUUGAAGGUCCAAGCUGUUGUCGCUGUAGGCAGACCCAUUUGGCAGACCGGAU
Rhodofomes roseus is the source of this 552-nucleotide messenger RNA. RefSeq lists its product as uncharacterized. The transcript is spliced from 2 exons. Lineage: Eukaryota; Fungi; Basidiomycota; Agaricomycetes; Polyporales; Fomitopsidaceae. The record is from RefSeq and is a predicted model, not a curated record. The coding region runs from base 130 to 408 and encodes 92 amino acids.